CGUCCCCUAGGACAGAUCGAUAAACCAACCCAGGUCCUAAAAAGCACUUUUCUAGGUGGUCGCAUCCUCAGCGGCCCCCGCCCUUGCGGUACUCCGAGGGCUGUGGCGCGCGGGGCUCCAGGUUCGAGGACGGGGCGGUGCUUCUCGGAAAGAGAAAGCAGGCGGGGCGGCCCUGAGCCCGAGCGGGAAGCAGGAAGCAGGGUAGACGACGCGACCGCUCCACGGUUCUCGGGUUAGCGCGCCAUGGGUACCGAAGUCCCCCACGCCAGGUCUGCAUCCCUGGACCCCUCCAAGUCCUCCCUGCCCCUGGCUGCGCUCAACGUGCGGGUCCGGCGGCGCCUGUCGCUGUUCCUGAACGUUCGCACGCCGGUGGCCGCCGACUGGACCGUGCUGGCCGAGGAGAUGGACUUCGACUAUCUGGAGAUCCGGCAUCUGGAGACGCGGCCGGACCCCACGGGCAGCCUGCUGGACGCCUGGCAGGGGCGCCCCGGAGCGUCGGUGGGCCGGUUGUUGGAGCUGCUCUCCAAGCUGGACCGCGAGGACAUACUGCUGGAGCUGGGGCCCAGCAUCGAGGAGGAUUGCCAAAAGUACAUUUUGAAGCAACAGCAGCAGGAGUCUGAGAAGCCCUUGCAGGUGCCCAGAGUGGACAGCAGCGUCCCGCGGACAGAGGAGUCGAAGGGCAUCACUACGCUGGACGAUCCCCUGGGACAAGUACCAGAGCGUUUUGAUGCCUUCAUCUGCUACUGUCCCAGUGACAUUGAGUUUGUCCAGGAAAUGAUUCACAAACUGGAACAGACAGACUAUCGGCUGAAGCUGUGUGUGUCAGACCGGGAUGUCUUACCAGGCACCUGUGUCUGGUCCAUCGCCAGUGAGCUCAUUGAAAAGAGGUGCCGCCGGAUGGUGGUGGUUGUCUCUGAUGAUUACCUGCAGAGCAAGGAAUGUGACUUCCAGACCAAGUUUGCACUCAGCCUCUCCCCAGGUGCCCAUCAAAAGCGGCUGAUCCCCAUCAAGUACAAGUCGAUGAAGAAAGAAUUCCCCAGCAUCCUGCGGUUCAUCACUGUGUGUGACUAUACUAACCCCUGCACCAAAUCCUGGUUCUGGACCCGCCUUGCCAAAGCCUUGUCCCUGCCCUGAAGACGACUCAGGGCAUCCGGGAUUGGUCACUUCCCACACUCUUGUGACCUGUCUCCUCCUGCGGUCAUAGGAGGGAUCUGUGUUCUACGUGUCUUUCUAUUUCUAGAAGUACCACCUCCACAGAUACAUCGGUGGUAAUCAGACAUCACCCAGACACCAUGUCUCAUGUCCUGUGUGGAAUCCUUGGCUGAGAGUGACACUGUCACUUGCCGAGUUACUGGUGAGGAGCAGGGGACUAAGUACAGCAGUAGCUCAGCCACACCUGAGUCACCUUUGCCUUCGGUUUGCUGCUUGGGAGGCAGGACACAGAGACAAGGCAGUAGCUGCAUUUGGAUUCCGGCAGCACAUGGCGAGGUGUGGUUCUGGCUGUUUGGGGGGAAGACAGUGUUGAGUGAUGGAGAGCUGCUUGCCACAGGACUUUGUGCUAGAGGGACCAUGGAUGUGCUGGGGCAGCUGAUUCCAUAGUUGUGACUAGAUAGAUGCCACCUCACAUUCCCCUUCCUUCUCCCCACAGCACGGGUGGGGAAGCAAGCUCACCCUUAAGCUGGAUUCUGCAGCGCCACUCCUACUUCUGACUCCUCCCAGCCUCUGCCCAUGUUUGCUGGUGACAGGUCCCCAAGAACCUAAGUGCUCUUUUUGUUUGUUUGUUUGCUUUUCUUCAAGGUAAGGGCUCUCUCUCUCUCUAGCCCAAGCUGACCUGGAACUCACCAGCCGGUCCUCAAACUCACAGCAAUCCUCCUACCACUGUCUCCCGAGUGCUGGGAUUACAGGCAUGAGCCACCAUCCCUGGUUUAAGGCUUUUCGCUCCCACCUAUCCAUGCUUAUGGGAACUUCUCAGUUCUGCUUGACUUGGGACCUUGGUCUCUGGUAUGCCCAUCACCUCUGAGCUCUGGGGCUGCACUACCUCCCCAGCUGCCCAUGGAGCAAGAUCUUUCCACCAGCCUUCUAUACCUUGGUGACUUCUAUGUCGACAAGCAACAACCACAAAGGAGCAUCUUACCCACAAAGCUUCGGGGCAAGUAGUCCCAUACAGCCUUGCUCACAUAGGCACAUGUACACACAUACGUGCACCCUCACACACAGAGCCACCUGCCACAUGUGUCUUCCCAGGCAGCAUCCAGGAAUGGCUGGUGGGAAAGUCCAACCAUCAAAAGGGCCAACUAUCUCCCUGAAGAAAGGUGGGUUACCCAUGAGCCAGGCUUAGUGAUAUACACUUGUUAUCCCAGCAUCUGGGAGGCAAAGGCAGGCAGAUCAGGCAGAGCUAUCCUCAGGUAUGUGCCAAGUUUGAGGCCAGCCUGGGCUACAUGAAACUGUCUCAAAAAUCCACCCUUCCAAGCCUGGCAUGGUGGUGCACACCUUUAAUCCCAGCACUCAGGAGGCAGAGGUAGGAGGACCACUGUG
Jaculus jaculus (lesser Egyptian jerboa) is the source of this 2535-nucleotide messenger RNA. RefSeq names its product MYD88 innate immune signal transduction adaptor (gene Myd88). Gene Ontology annotation, molecular function: Toll-like receptor binding; TIR domain binding. Gene Ontology annotation, biological process: positive regulation of canonical NF-kappaB signal transduction; defense response to Gram-positive bacterium; MyD88-dependent toll-like receptor signaling pathway. The transcript has 5 exons. Gene Ontology annotation, cellular component: plasma membrane. The record is from RefSeq and is a predicted model, not a curated record. Lineage: Eukaryota; Metazoa; Chordata; Mammalia; Rodentia; Dipodidae. The coding region runs from base 244 to 1134 and encodes 296 amino acids.